Molecule: messenger RNA, 438 nt
Organism: Histoplasma mississippiense
Lineage: Eukaryota; Fungi; Ascomycota; Eurotiomycetes; Onygenales; Ajellomycetaceae
Exons: 4
Coding region: 1-438 (145 amino acids)
Source: RefSeq, a predicted model, not a curated record
AUGAACCAUCGCUGCACGAAGCCCGCCCAGACAUGCAUCAUCACGCAUAAAGCUGUGCAGUUUUCCCGCUUCUAUUUGGUGGAAUUUUGGACCCAAUCAGCGUGGAGUAAAUUCAAGGACCAAGGUUUGGAACUCAUUGAGCUUCGUGGCGUUGAAUCCCAUGUUUUCGGUGAUAUAAAUAAGCCAGCGACCAUAAACCCAGAGGUGCUCUCGAUCAUCGGCUACCAUCGUAAAAUGGAGCCGAUGGGCUACCAGACUACAGACUGCAUGAGCGCACUCUGGAUUCCUUUCCGCACUUUCGUACUAAUACUGGGUGGGCUCCCCCGCAGUUGGCCAAGAGCCAGGGAGAAUGUCGGCAGGUUUACCGCAUCCUCUGCAUCUGAAACCGUUGGUGGAGGCAGCAAUAUUUUAGGCCUCAAAGGUCUCGCUAAAGAGUAG